This is a messenger RNA of Funneliformis caledonium, 705 nucleotides long. The record is from the annotation of a GenBank genome assembly. Lineage: Eukaryota; Fungi; Glomeromycota; Glomeromycetes; Glomerales; Glomeraceae.
AUGGCAAAUAAUGAUAAUGAAUUACACAUAAUAAUCGAGGAUCCGCAAUAUAAAACAAACGAAGUCGUAGGGAAUUCCUUUAUGACCUACAGAGCCGAAUUCUGGAGGAAUAAUAUCGAACUUUUAUCCCAGGAAAAAGUUUCUCAGCAAGAUGUCAGUGUGCUUGCUGCGUAUUUUUGGGGCAAAAUGGAAAACGAUGUCAAAAAUACGUACACCGUACAAUCGCAAAACAAAACCAAGAAAUUGAAACGAGAAUUGGAAGUUAUUCAAGUUACUGGCCAACCAUCAGUUCACGAUAAUGAAAGUCCUCUAGGACGUAAGAAAAGGCAAAAGACUGAAAGAAAAGUUCGAAAAGAUAAGAAGAAAAAAAAAUGUUUGCAAAGUGAAGUCAUGGAAAAUCAGUCAUUGUCAAAGAUUGUUGAUCAUUUCAACACUGUCAGCAACGUUAAUGUUGCUACACCGGUUGCCAAUGUUCCACCUUCGACCGAAAUUCAUUUCGAUGGGAAUUAUGAAUAUUAUCCGUAUCUCGUCAACGAUUAUUUUUAUUUUCCCGUUGAAAUCAACGACGACAAUAUCGUCGAUUAUUUUCCCGUAGAUCCUUAUUCGAAUGUAGAUUUCACCCAAGAUAUCUUUGUUCCUAAUAUACCGUAUGAAAUUUCCAAUUAUCCAUUCACUUUUUAUUUUUUUAUAAAUAAUUCGCUUUAA